UGAAGUUCUGACUUCUGUAACAUGUGCGUAUGAGAAAGAAUAAGUUGUUUUUUGUCAUUGGUGAAUUAAAAAAAUUGUCAGCAGAAGAUUAAUCGAGUUGCUGUUAUAGUAAUUAUUUUAUAAUUUUGAGAUAAACAUUAGACUAUCAUCAUCCUGAAUUUUUGGGCCGUUGUUGUUAAUUCGUUCCGAUUUCUUUGGCUCGGGUAAUGGAUGUAAUGGGUACAGAGUAACAUUUAAUGGAGUUAUCAGUUGUGAUCUUCCUACGCUUCAAUUCGGUGCCAAAUUGAGACGGUGAUUAAGUUCUGUGUGUAAAUGUAUUUAUAAGUUGUCAUUAUUUUGAUCGUGUAUUGCUUGUCAGUUGUCAGAAAAAAAACCUUACUUUCUGGCACAAUCAGCGCCGUGCUGUUGUGAUCCCAUAGGCCAUACCUCUUUCGCGGUUAAAUGACAAAAAACUCGUAAUCAAUGGGGAUCAAAGGUGUCGUCAUCUGCUUUACGAUUGUAUAGUUGUAUUAAUGUUGCACUGCAAAAAUAACACAAGAAGAUCCGUUAAGCAAUGGAGAGGACAGGUCGUGCUCAUUGUCUUGUAAGAAUGAUCUGGAUCAUCUGCUGUCUUCUGCUGCAACAAGCAUCAGGAAUGUACGAUCCAGCAUUAGCAAGGAUGAUCGUGGGUAAUCUGCUGCAGUGCUAUCAGUGUCAAUUUGAUCGUUCCACCAAUCUGUGCGUCGAAGAUAUGGGAAUAAAUACGACAUGCACAACUGGAAUAAAUUUCUGUCAGAUGGGAGCGCAGUUAAAAGCAGACGGUCGCAAUGGGUUAAUGAACCGAGAUUGCGCUACCAAUGUUAACGAUGAGGACGACAUAAAGUUGUGGAGCAGGCUACCGCCAGGAGCAAAAUAUAUUUGCGAAAACAUUUUUCCGGCUGCAAACAACCGUCCCGAUCGAAUCUGCAUCUGCAACACACCCUUGUGCAAUACUCUCUCUUGGGAUGAGGCCAUGGUGCAGCCAUUACUACCGAACGGUUACAGUGAUGCGGACAGCCCAAGAGUUCCAACACUGGGAAACAAUUCGUAUCGAAACUAUUUCGACUUCACCACAUCGAAGCCGCCCACUACGAAUGAUGCUGCUAAUGGUACUCGCACAGGUUCGGAUUCGGACACUGCAGCUUCCGAUUCAAAAGGUUUGUCAGUGGGAGCGAUUAUAGGAAUUGUUAUCGGCUCGCUGGCAUUCCUCUGCUUACUUGUGGCAGCUGCGAUUUAUGCAUACCGGCGAUAUCAUAAAAAGAAGAAACCAGUGCCAAUGGAGGAGAAUGAGGAAGAUGCCGUGGGAAGUCACUCCUCACGUACAUCAGUAAAUGCUGCCGGUACUGCCGGAAACAGCGCUGUGAAGAAAACGUCAUCUGAAAAAAAGACGGCGUCUUCUGAGAAAACGGCAACCUUGUCGCCGCCGGAUGGAAGAGACAACACAGACAGACACAAACCUAAACCACUGCCGGAGAAAUCAGACAAAUCAGAAACCCAGGUGUACACGGAGAAUAAAGGGGGCAAAAUGUUCUGGGGAGAAACGUAUCAGUAGCAGUUAAGGAGACUGCGAGACCGAGGCAAACUCUUACUAGUAGGCACUAGGCAGUAAUGGCAAUAUGUAAUGCAAUCGAUUCGGAUCGAAUAGUGCACAUAACACAUGCAGCGUGGCUUUAGGAGAAUUAUUAUUAGCCGUUGGUAUGGUGCACUGUGCACAUAUUGAUAUGGCUGCGGGCUGCAUAAUUUUAAGUACUGUGAGCGUAUCGGGGCAGUAAGGCUGAAAGUUUGUGUUAUCGGUUGUCAGCAGAACUCUUUAGGUCUGCGUUACAUGUUGCACGUUUGGUUGUGUGAUGCAUGCUGUAAUAUGGGCCGUAUGCACUACGCUGUAAAGGAGU
This is a messenger RNA of Paramacrobiotus metropolitanus, 1910 nucleotides long. RefSeq lists its product as uncharacterized. Lineage: Eukaryota; Metazoa; Tardigrada; Eutardigrada; Parachela; Macrobiotidae. The transcript is spliced from 7 exons. The record is from RefSeq and is a predicted model, not a curated record. The coding region runs from base 554 to 1570 and encodes 338 amino acids.